Molecule: messenger RNA, 492 nt
Organism: Lactuca virosa
Lineage: Eukaryota; Viridiplantae; Streptophyta; Magnoliopsida; Asterales; Asteraceae
Source: the annotation of a GenBank genome assembly
AUGAACAAGGAUGAAGCUACAAAAAUCAAUCCGGAGGAUCUUAAUUGUCAAGUAUAUGUAAAAGAAUCUACAAACUCCAAGAAUGACAUGCAGGGGCAAAAUGGGAAUUGUGUUAAAAUCUCAUCAGCUUUUCCUGUGUUUAGAGUUUCUGAUGUUGUUUCGAAGCCCACUCUUGUUCCCGAUAUAGCAACGCUUCUUGUUUCUGUUCCAGCUGGGCCAAUUGUUUCUGAUUUAGCUCAUGUUCCAACGUCUCGUUUGGAAACCCCUCCCCCAACUGCUGAGUCGUUGGCAGAUGGAGCUGCCGUUCUUACUUCUGUCCCGACAGCCUCUCUUGCGGCUUCAUUUUCUGCGAUAUCAGCCUUUUCUACAAGGCUUGUUGGCUUUUCAGGUGGUUUUGGUCAUAUGGAGGGUGUUCAUAUGUCAGAAGAUUCGCUCACCCAUCCUCCCAGUUUUGCAAACAAAAUUUUCAGGGGUAAUGUUACCAUUUCAUAG